AUGGAUCAACUCAGGAGUCUCGUCUUUUUUUUACGUGAUGUUGCUUUGAAGCACACACUUGGUACUAGCCAUACCAAGAAUGAUACCACAGAGAUAUUUGAUGAACGUAAAGAAGUCAUAAAGAGAGUCUUGAAUAAGAAAGUUCUCGUGCCAGAUAUUCUUGCGCUCAUGCCUGCUUGGAUCAGUGAAUUCCAACCAGAUAUUGAUGAAAUCAACUUGGAAAUUGACGAAUGGCUGAAAACCGUCAAUGUGGCAGAGGAGAAGAAAGCUAAGCAUCGAGCCCGUGGCAACUAUACCCUCCUAACGGGUAUUUACUACCCUCACUGCAAGAAGGACAAGAUGCUGGUGCUUUCACAGUUUCUUUAUUGGAUAUUCUUUUGGGACGACGAGAUUGACACUGGGGGUGAGCUCACCCACGACAGAGAAGGCACACUACAGUGUUGUGCUGAGACAAACAAGUGUGUUGACGAUUGUCUCGGCCCCAAUCCCAAUUACACGCCUCCACCAGGUUCCCGAGGUACUGUAGAGAUGUUUUAUCCUAUCCUCAGGGAUCUCCGAAAGGGACUUGGACCCAGUUCCACAGAACGCCUCAGAAAGGAGCUGCACGACUACAUCAAUGGAGCCAGUACCCAGCAGCAUGUCCGGGAGGCAGAUCAUCUUCCAGAUCCAUGGGAUCACUUCAAUAAUCGUGCAAAUGACGUAGGCGCCAUUCCUUCUAUCACUCAGAAUGAAUUUGCCAUGGAGUUUGAGCUCCCGGAGUGGGUGCGCAGGCACGAGGCCAUGGAGGAGAUUGUUUUGGAGUGUACCAAAUUGACGAUUCUUGUCAACGAAGUUCAAAGCUCCCAGAAAGAAUUUCGCGUUUCACAACUUGAGAACCUUUGCUUCCUUUUCAUGAACGCCAACAACCUAUCGAUUGAAGAAGCCAUAGACAAAGUUCUUGGUAUUUUGAAAGAGCAUUAUGAGAUUUGUGUGGCUGCGGAGGCCAGGCUUCCUUGGAGCAAAACUGACGAGAAAUUUAAUGAGGAUCUCCGCGAGUAUGUGCGCGGAUGCCAAAGAUUAGCGACGGGCACCGCAUGCUGGAGCUACAACUGUGAGAGAUAUUUUAAACUGAGCCAGUUGAAUGACAAGCGAGAACUAUUGUUGGAUUACUCAUACCAAAAAUAG
Molecule: messenger RNA, 1164 nt
Organism: Trichoderma harzianum CBS 226.95
Lineage: Eukaryota; Fungi; Ascomycota; Sordariomycetes; Hypocreales; Hypocreaceae
Exons: 6
Coding region: 1-1164 (387 amino acids)
Source: RefSeq, a predicted model, not a curated record